CAGCCCACCCUCUCCCUGCCUUCCUAACACACACAUACACACAUACACUCAAUCACGAAUGCACAGGGAUUGCAGCAACAGCAGCAGCACAGCGAGAUGGAGAUCUCCGCUGCGUGUGUGAGUGCCUAUUCCCGCUGUCACUGCACCGGCUGCCUCUCUCUCUGUCCUCCCGCAGCCUGUGAGAGCUGCUCCAGUGGCUGGACGGUACCCUGGCACCCACUGAAUACAUGGAUGAACACUGGCUCUACAGGGGAUCUGCGCUUUCUUGUCCUUUGCACCUCUGAUCUGUUUCUCAAGGAAAUAUGGUGAGCAAAGAGGACACCAAAUGCAUUGUUCUCUCAAAUUCAGAUGAAUCCGAUUCAGAGACAGGCCCAUCACACAGCCUCGAUGCACAGUCUGGACCAGAAUCAGGCAAGCAGCAGGUGAAGAAGAGAAACAAGGCCUUACAAGUGCGUUUUAAGGAUAUCUGUGACGCUCAGAAUGAGCAUCGUGGAAAACGCUCUAGAUCCAUUUCCUGCAAAGUGACACACCGAAAGUACAUGACCAUGCCUGCCAGACGCUCUAUUCCAAAUGUUACCAAGAGUACAGGUGUCCAGACAUCGCCGGACCUCACUAAGCGAUACAAGACUUUCCCUUUUGAGAGGAAAAAGGGACAUACAUUUAAACAUACUGCUUUGGUGGAAGAUUAUAAAGGACAAAACAAUGGUUUUUUGAGUGACAUAAAGACGGGAGGAGAGGAUGGACAACCUAUCGGGGAGUCCUCUAAUUACAAGGGUAAGAUUGUGGGCCAGACAAAGGCAUUGCUUCACCACACUGAUGACAGCAGUGAUACAGAGGAUUUGCUUUCCAGUGCCAACUGUGUGGAUGGACCCUCUUGUCCAGACUCUUCACAUUUCUCGGAAGAGUGCCAUCCGAGCAGCCCUCCUUCCAAAAGAGAAACAGAGUACCAGGUUUGUGGGACAAGGACCAAACACAAAGGAUUACCCAAAGAAGACAUGGACGCUGGCACUUCCUCAAAGCGCCAGCUGGCUAACUCAGAGUUUUCACAGGAAAAGUCAAAGGGCACAGGCCCUGUCGCUUGGAACUCUUUGACACAGGUGGAGUCUUUAGGAAGCCCGUCUGUGAGCUGUAAACGGAAAAAGGGCACACAGCUAAACGAACAGCAGUCACAGACACUUCCCCAUAGUGCCAAAUGUUCUGUGCAGUCACAAGGGCAGUGUCGGACAAGGCAUGUGUCAGCCUCCUCUAAACUCCAGCAAACAGUUGGGGGGGAUGAGGGCUUUCCUCCAAGAGACACAGGAGCCCCGGGCAUGGGGAGCAGCCAGCAGAUAAUGCCCUUAUCUGGAGACAAGGAUAUCAAAGCACAGCUGCAGGCCAUGGAGAGCCUCAUCAGCUCAAGCCAGGAGACCAUCAAGGUCCUACUUGGAGUCAUUCAGGAGCUGGAGAAAGGUGAAGCGCAGAGAGAGGGACUCACCUACCGAACAGGACAAGACACAGCGAACUGUGACACUUGUCGAAACAGUGCGUGCAUCAUUUACAGUGUCGAGCUGGACUUCAAGCUGCAGGAGGACAAGCUACAGCCCCUGAUAAAGAGACUUUGCCCCCUGGACAGCCAACAAUGCCCCGCUCUGCCUUACUCCAAUGAAGUGUUCACCUCCACCCCAAAACGCAAGUCCAAGACAGAGUCCAAAAAGCAUGCUCGUUGGAAACUCUGGUUCCUUUGAAUAAAACAUGAAGGCUUUUGGAAACAGCCUUUUUGUUGGGCACAUUAAUACCCCCGUUAAUCUCGAAAUGGAUGAGGGAAUAUUCAGAGGGAGUAAUCAACAUAUGAGGAUGGAUAACGGCAGAAACCGGUUCAUUUGGGGUUCUGAGUUGAGACUGCACAUUAAGUCAGCCGGGGGACAGCAGAGACAAAAAAAAAAUAAAAGAAACAUUUUAAAUUCUGUCAAACCUUUUUCUGGCAUGUUUCGCUGAAGAGGAUGGACACACACCUGCAAAAUCUAGAGCAUAUUGCUUGGCAACAAGAGGAGGCGCCAUGUGGAGGGCCUUUUAUGAGUGAAGCUAUAAUCUUUGAAUGGACAUCAGCCCCACCUCCGGCAAAGCACAAACAUUUGACUAUUGAGAGGAACACGCGUAAAAGACUGAAACACAGUACAGUACAUGGCAGUGUGUCAGCGCUGUUCUUAUAACCCCCGUCCAUUCUCUCCUCUUCCUCCUUAUCUGUUAACAUCCUGCCCAGAUUGUCUGUCCGACUGAACGUCUGCCUGCCUUUGUUAAUAACACCUGUCUCCUCCCUCUCUUUGUGUCUCUUUAUCUCUUUCUGUCUUUCUCACUAUCCUUCUCUCCAUUUAGCUCACUGUGCAACCAACCUACUAGCCAGCCAACUUUGCCUCAGUCAUCCUGUGUUUUUCUGUUGGCUACACUGACACAUAAUGUUCAGAAUUUAUAUUUUAGAAUAUCUGCAUCUUUUUAGCAAAGUACUGUGAAAUGAAAUUUUAAAACAUAUGUUCGGGGCUCCUCCUCUUGAAGCAGGUACAAUUGUUGAAAAUGCAGACGUCUUCUGGGUUAGGUCAGAUAUUUUUAACAACAUAUAUAAUGUUUGACUACUUCCAAGGCAUAAUAUUUUCUAUGAUAACUUAAAAAGUGUUUUUUUUCUUUUGAAUUUCCAAGAAGAAGUAAAGGCUAUUUUGACAUUUC
Molecule: messenger RNA, 2697 nt
Organism: Epinephelus lanceolatus (giant grouper)
Lineage: Eukaryota; Metazoa; Chordata; Actinopteri; Perciformes; Serranidae
Gene: insyn2ab
Product: inhibitory synaptic factor 2Ab
Biological process (GO): inhibitory postsynaptic potential
Cellular component (GO): postsynaptic density
Source: RefSeq, a predicted model, not a curated record